Messenger RNA from Aspergillus puulaauensis, 1551 nucleotides. RefSeq lists its product as uncharacterized. The coding region runs from base 1 to 1551 and encodes 516 amino acids. The transcript is spliced from 2 exons. The record is from RefSeq and is a predicted model, not a curated record. Lineage: Eukaryota; Fungi; Ascomycota; Eurotiomycetes; Eurotiales; Aspergillaceae.
AUGGCGUCGACCAAGUCCGUUGGUAUUGACGAGGAUCAGUAUCGCAAGGAGGUUCUCUUGCUUUCUUCUGAAGAGGACGAAAUCGCGCAGCAACAACAGUUGACGGAGGAAGCAAAACAACUAGGGCUCAAGGUCCCUGAGAUCGAGAUUGUGGCGUCACUGGCUGCCUCGAUUGCUUCUGGAAUGGUCGAUCUUUCCUCCCCGAUUCUCUCUUCCAGUUCCUCGACCGAUCGCAACUCGAUAUGCGAAACUACACACACUCACGACUCUCCGCGGCUCGACCAACUGGCCUCGUCUCUCUCGGAUUAUACCAUCUCAUCAAACCUAGCUAGAGGCGGAAGCACUCGCUCCAUUACUUCGACUCUGUCGACCCGCCCAACCUCUUUUAGCUCGAGUGAGGGCAGGCUAGCUCAGGGAGGCGAAAAGUCUUCAACCAGGCCAUCCCGACACAGAAGCUCGUUCCUAAGUGUGAUAUCUGGUAGCGACAAGAAUGAAAGGGAAAGGAAACGAUCAAGUAUCAAAUCUGCAAUCGGGAAAAUACCCUUUCGGAAACGGAGAACACCCUCAACAGUGCUCUUACCGCCCGCUGCACAAAUCACCGUUACAAAAGGAGAAGGGGGAGUCGAGAAGCUCUACGUGGAGUCAAAACCGAACGAUACACACCAGCCUACAAGUGUUCCUCCGGAAGACGAAGAGGAAGCCCUGAAGCUCGAGGUCCCAGCGUUUGACAAUGAAUCUCUACUAAGAAGUCUCGGAAAUGCCGAGUUAAAGCAGAUGCGUGAUGCGCAAACAUCAGAAAAGAACCUGCACAUCUCCUUCCAAAACAAUCUGAUUAGUGAGCUGCGGCGUGCACAGCAAGCGAAGCUUGAUGAUAAAUUGGCGCAAAACCGGAAAAUGGAAGAUGAGAAGCGCGAAAAGAAUAUAACAGACGCUGGUAGAAUGGAAGAACGACAACUAAUUAUUGAGAUGGAACAAAUACGAGAAUUUGAAAGGGCGAAAACCAACUCCCGAACACGUAUCAAAUAUAUGGAAGGUUAUCUUAGCAACUCAAGCCCUCCGGACUCGCGGUCUCCGUCUCAUUCGGGCACUGACCUGACAACGCCUAGUCGCAGUUUUACGCAGCGGCAUAAGGCGCAGCUAGCCCAGGAGCAUCACGACUACGAUUCUAUGAGCCAACUUCACACUUCCAAAAUCAAGGUUUUAAGAGAUCGGCAAGAGAUUCGUCUGCGGGAAGCCAUUGCUCGAAUGGACCGGGGACUCGAAGCUAUGAUAGAUGAACAUUCAGCCGAGUUCUCUGGCCUUCAAAAGGAGCACGAACAGGAGGAAACAAUGAUACUCCAGGCACUAAACGUUAAGAAAACAAAAUUACGCCACCGAUGGGUUCUAGAAGAGGCUAUACUGCGGAAGAAGCUCGAAAAUAAGGACGGAAACCUAUACGGACCUCUGCCGCCACUAUCCUUCUCAGACUCGCAGUCUGAAACCCGCGACUCGGCUAUUUGCGUGUCAGAUCCUGACGGUGAAGCAGAAGUCAAACGCCAGAAGGACGCAUGA